Messenger RNA from Triticum dicoccoides, 942 nucleotides. RefSeq names its product cell number regulator 1-like. Lineage: Eukaryota; Viridiplantae; Streptophyta; Magnoliopsida; Poales; Poaceae. The record is from RefSeq and is a predicted model, not a curated record. The transcript has 3 exons. Bases 42 to 605 code for a protein of 187 amino acids.
UAGCACAGGGCAUAAACAGGGCACGGCCGUAUUCCCAAGCAAUGUAUCCCACCACCCCCUCCGACGCGUACGACAGGUUCAGCAGCGGGCCUCCGCCCACGGCGCCGCCGCCGCAGCAGCAGCCCACGUACAACCACGCCAUGAACCAGAGCCACCACGCCCGCCCCGCCGCCGGGCUGGCGCGCUGGUCCACCGGCCUCUUCCACUGCAUGGACGACCCCGGGAACUGUCUCAUCACCUGCCUGUGCCCCUGCAUCACGUUCGGGCAGAUCGCGGACAUCGUGGACAGAGGAACCUGCUCGUGCGCCGGGAGCGGGGCGGCCUACGCGGCCAUCUGCGCGACGACGGGGAUGGGGUGCCUCUACUCGUGCGUCUACCGCACCAAGAUGCGGGCGCACUACGACCUGGACGAGGGGGAGUGCCCGGACUUCCUCGUGCAUUGGUGCUGCGAGCUCUGCGCGCUCUGCCAGGAGUACCGGGAGCUCAAGAACCGCGGCUUCGACAUGGGGAUCGGCUGGGACGCCAACAUGGAGCGCCGGAACCGGGGCGUCACCGGCGGCCAGGUCAUGGGGGCGCCGGCCACGCCCGUCGGCAUGAUGAGGUAGACAGGCCACGCCCGCGAAAUCUCCGGUGAUUUUCAUGCGUCAUGCUCCUCCCAUCCCCUCCUCCCAUUUCUCCUUGUGUUACGGCCGCGAAAUCUCCGGUGAUUUUUCAUGCGUCAUCAUGCUCCUCCCAUCCCCGGUGCCAUUUCUCCUUGUGCUGUUCUGGUUUGGAGAUCGUUCGAUCCACUGUUUUCUACUAGCAGCGUGUGCAUUAGUUUGGUUUGAUUGAUGUGCUGAAUUCUGUUGAUUCUAUGUAAAUUUGCGACGCAUUCACGACUUAUGCGAACGGUGAUGGAUUUGAUGAUUGCUCGAGGAUUAGAUAAACGGUAUUGGUGUGACA